Paramecium tetraurelia is the source of this 4755-nucleotide messenger RNA. RefSeq lists its product as uncharacterized. The transcript is spliced from 5 exons. The record is from RefSeq and is a predicted model, not a curated record. NCBI's taxonomy places the organism in Eukaryota, Ciliophora, Oligohymenophorea, Peniculida, Parameciidae. Gene Ontology annotation, molecular function: protein binding.
AUGAGUAGUUUAGUUAAAAAUCAAUCAUCCCCUUAGAUUAACUUUAAGAAGCUGAUUAAGAAACUUAUAAUGAAAAUGAAUAGAGAGUUAGAUAAAAAUUAGGAAGAAGCUGCCUAUCAUUUAAAUCGAGGUGCCCUAGCUUGUUUUACUACAUUAUGCAACACUUUGAGUAUAAACAACAGAGUGAUUGAAGUGAAUUUAUCAGGAUGCAACAUUAAUGUAUAUUACGCAAUUGAGAUUAGUGGUUUAAUAUAAAAAAACACAAAUAUAUAAAUAUUAAACCUAGGGAGCUGUUUGAUCAAUUCUUUUGGACUAAGCUGUAUAUUCAGAGCAUUGAUCGAUCACUCAGGAUUGAAGAUCCUAAAUUUGUUUAACAAUUAAGCAUUCACAACCGCGAUAGUCCAAGAUUUUUGCAGGUAUGUUUUAUGCGGGAAGAACUAAUUAUAGGAGAUAAAUUUAUCUCAUUGCAACAUUCAAAACUCUUUAUUAGCCUAAAUAAUGGAUAAAACUCAUCAUUUAAGCUCUUUGAGACGCUUAAAAUUAUCCUUGAUGAGUUUGAAUUCAGAAGGAAUCUUCGCCUUAUCAAGCAUGAUGCUCAAUUAUACAGGUAAACUCAAUUUGGAUUACUUGGACAUUUCAUACAAUCAGAUUAAAAAUGAAGGGAUUGAAUUAUUAGCUAAAGGGUUGUUCAUGUCAGUUCGAUUAAUUAAAAUAAAGUCAUUGAAUCUGAAUGGAAAUCACAUUUCUCAGACAGAAUUUUUGGAAUAAAUAAUAAUGAAAAUUCAAUUAGAGGAAUUGCAUCUAGCUCAUAAUUAAUUAGUAGAAUUUUAAAAUCAAUAAGUUCUCAAUUUGAAAUUGUUAAGAAUAGACCUAUCCCAUAAUAGAAUUGAGGAAAUACCUAACAAUUUUUUUCUAAAUGUUUUCUACUUAAAUUUAUCCAGUAAUCAAAUUAAUACUGAAGGAGCUUAUUAGAUAAGUCAAGUGUUGAGUUCUAAUAAAGUUAGAUGGAUGUAUUUAGACUUAACCAAUAAUAAAAUUAAAACCAAGGGAUUUAUCUCUAUUAUUUAUGCAUUGAUUGAAAACACCAGUCUAACCAGUCUGUCGGUAUCCAAAAAUCAAAUUACAGGCGAGGGCAUUUUGGUCUAUAUUUUUAAUCAUGAAUAAAUUCGGUUGCAAUAUUUAGACCUUUCACACAAUCAAUUGAGAUAUGAUUUGGUUUAUGCUUUAAUUUCAAUGAUGAAGGAAUCAAGAUUGAAAUCCUUAAUCUUAUCACAACUAUUUAAUGAUGAAAAUGAAAUUCAAAGUGGUAAAUAAGAUUGUUUUGAAAUUAAAUGUACCAACUUAAAGGAAUUAGAUUUCAGUUCUAAUCCCUCAAUCAUGUAACCCAUUUUAGAAUCACUGUGUAAACAGUAUAAUAGACUUGAAUACCUCAAUCUGAAUGCUUGUGGCUUAAAUCAAUCUAUUUUAAUUGAGAAGCUGAGUAUUCUAAUUGAAAAAACUUAUACAUUAACUACUCUCUAGAUAGCUUAAAACCAUUUAGGUUCCUUAAACCAAUAAUCCUUAGAUUAAUUGAGUAGCUCUUUAGGGAAGAACUCGACAUUAAGGAAUUUAAAUUUAUCAAGUAAUAAGUUGAAAGAUUCAAUUUAAUUUCUCAUAAAUGGAUUGUAAAAUUGUUGUUCUUUAAGAAAUUUAAAUAUUAGCAAUAAUUUGAUUGAUGAAAAUGAAAUGAUAGCCAAGAAAUUGCCUUUAAUAUUUAAGAAUAGAAGUUUGUAAAUUGUGGACUUAUCAAGCAAUUGGAUACAUGGUAAAACUCUUUAAAAUAUAAAAUAUUGUAUACAAAAGAUGCACUCAUAAUUUCCACAAUUAAUAUUAAAUAAUCUUAAACUCACUGCAGAUGAUUUAUUAAUUUUAUCAGAUAUCAUAUCAGAUAUAUCUUCCUUUAAAGUAUUAGAUAUUAGUCUUAAUGAUUCAAUCGAUUAUAUGAACAAUUUUACAGCAUUAUAGGAUCAUAAGGAAGUAAAGUCGUUGACAAUUAAUAAGAUAUAAUGUAGACUAGAAUCUUAUUAGUUUUUGCAAUAGAUAAUAAAAUAAAAUCAAAAUUCAUUAUCAGUAAUUGAAGUCUCUAAUACUCUUAUAUCAUAAAAUUAUUUGCUUACUCUGCUUCACGGAAUGACCUAUUCUAAACACUUGAAAUCUUUUAUUCUCGAAUACUAACUCAUUGAAUCAAGAGAGAUUCUUGAAGCCUUUUCAACUUUGAUCCAAAUCAAAGCUCUAGAUAAUUUAUAACAUUUAAUUAUUAAGAAAUCUACUUUAUCUUUAGAUUUCUUUAUGGUUUUGAAAUAACUACUAUAAUAGACUGAGCAACUCUAAGAAUUAGACAUAAGCGAAAAUAGAAUAAAUUAGCGAAAGUUUGAAAUUCUAUGUUAAGGAAUAUCAAUUAACAAUAGUUUAAUAACAUUGAAUUUAUCAAAUAUUAAAUUAGAUGAUUUUAAAUGCAAAUUAUUAAUAGAAUCAUUAUAUAAAAAUAGAACUAUAUAGAAUCUUGAAUUGUCAAGAAAUAACUUGACUUAAUAGAGCUAUUACAACUUUUUUGAGGUCUUCAACAAUAAUAUCUCUUAAUUAUAAAAAUUAAAAUUUUCGAAAACCAAAAAGUAGUCACUUAUUAGAACACUUCCUGAAUACAAAUAUGAUUUCCUAAUCAACUUUGAUUUGCCAGAAUAAUCAAGGUUUCUAUUUUGCAAUUUAAUUUAACUUGAUUUAACUAGGGUUAAAUAUUAAUUAACAAGCUUAAAAUAAUUAAUCAAUAGAAUUAAACCAGACUAAAUAUUUUAGAAUGUUGUAGUUGUAAUAUUUAAUGAAUGCCAAUUUGAGGAUGAGCAUUGUGAACUAUUAUUAGAAUUAUUAAUACAUUAAAUUAAAUUAUAAGAAUUGUCUUUGACAACAAAUAACAUUACUUCGAAAGGGUUUAACACAUUAAUAAAUUUUAUCUUGGAAAACAAGAGUCAUUUAAGAAAGUUAGUAAUAUCAAACAAUUGUAUCGAUUCUUACAUUCUCUCUAAACGAUGUCUCAAAAGGCUUACACACUUUAAUUUAUUAAUAAUUGAUAAUAAUAAGGCUUUAGGAAAUUAAGAUUUAAUUGAUUUUUUAAAAAUAAAUCCAGGAUUAUAUAUUUAUAAUACAUGGACUUAGGCGACUGAGGAGUUGGCAUUUUAGAUAAUAGAAUAAUAUAUUUAAUAUAGCAUAAAUUAUAAUAUAAAGAUGACGCCAUUUUAUUUGAAAAGCUUGAUAAUCAGAGAUUCUAAUUUGACUGACAAUUUUUUGAUUUGGUUUGGUUCGAAAUACUUUCAUUUUUAAUAUUUGGAAUCUAUAGAUUUUUCUGGUAGUACUAAAUAUAGUACAAGUGUUGGAAAGAUGCAUAUGUACAUUAGCAUGAUAAAUGAAUAAUUUAUGAAUUACAAUCUUAUUGAUGGAAAGAUAGAUAAUGAGUAGAGAGUAAUUAAUAUUUUUGACGACGGUAUUUUAUAAUGCUCAUUAAUAAAAUUGAAGAACUAUUUUCUAAGAAAUGGAAGCAAUGGAAAAUGGAUGAUUUAAUUGAUAAACACAAAUUAAUAUUAAUAUACCGAAUUUAAGUUAAGUAGCUCCUUAUAUAGAUUUUUGAGACAAAAUAAAUUCUAAAUUAAAACAUAUUGCUUUAUUUAAUUUUUUUCAGUUCCUAUUAAGGCAAUUUUGAGUGCCAUUAUAGGAUUCUAUUUUGAACAUUUGGUAGAUCCAAAAUAAGUAAAUAUUAAUUGUAAAAAUAUGAAUCCCUGUUACUUCACAAACUUAAAUAUCUAUAUCAUUGGAGUCAGUAUAGCCUAUAUGAUCAUCACACUUUUUAUAUAGAUGUUGAGUUUUUAUGUUGCAAUCAAAAUCAGAGUUAAGGCUGUUCCAGACUAUUGUAUUAGAACCUUCGAAGAAAAGCAAUCCUAAAUGUAUAGAUAUCCUUUAAGGCAUGAGUUGAUGCUAUUUUUCAUACAGUUUUUCAUACAGACUGAUUAUUUCUUUGAAUUUGAAGUAAUUGGAUUUUGUGGUAGUUUUAUAAAAUUUUUACAGGAGCAAAACAUUUAAAAAGAAUUGCAAUUUAAGUUUUUUGUUCUUUUAUUUGCCUUAUCAUCAAUAACAAUAAUUAAAUUCAUAAUUGUUACUUACACAAAUUAUAAUAAUAUGUAUAAUCUAUUUAAAAACUUGGAUUCAGAUUAAGCAACAUUUUUUUCACAUAUUUGGAAGAUGAGCGAGAAGAACUAUGUAUUAGAAAGUGUAUUAAGAUAAUUUUGUCCUUAAAUUGGAAUAUAAAUCAAAAAAUAUCUAUUAAAUAGUAGAUAAAUUUCUGAGUUCAUAUUAGCUUUACUAAUCUAUCUUCCUUCAAUUAUCUGUAUGACAAUCUAUUUCAAUUUAUCCUCUCAAUAUUUUGAAUCAUAAUAUGAAUCCAUUAUUAUCCCAUCUGCAUACUUUGUAUUUUUGAUUGGAUAAAUCAGAGUCAUCUUUGGAUUCUUUUUUCAUUUGAAUAUUGCACUUACUUCUAGACCUCCAUAAGUAAAUGGAUUUGAUUUGAAUCAUACCUUACUAUAACGGAAAUAUUAACAAUUUUAUAAAGAACAAGAUAAGUACAAAAACUUAGAUGUACAUCAAGAGACAAACCUAAUCAGUUUGGCGAAUAGUAAAAAGUGGAAAAAUGAAAAGAAGUUUUUUAUAAAAUAAAAUAAAAUUGAAUUUUGA